AUGUCUGAAAACAGGUGGAAACAGCACGUAAUCGACGACAAGGCGAUUCCAUAUUGCCAGCUGGGGCUCGGGGAAGUAACCAAGGGUCAUGCCUCUGGAGCAGGCGACCUUGCUGACUCGUGCACACGCUGUCGUUCAGGCCGUACGGGGAAACACUUCGAGAGCGGUUCAAAUAUGCUUCAUGAAUGCAGCUGCGGUCAGAAUGCAGGCCAGGAAGCAUUUCCCGAAGCAUUGCCUUUUUACAGAAUCCUUGGUCACGGGCCGGGAUCUUCACAUACAGGGCCGCCCGAACUACUACGGUUACACGGCGAUGCAGCACGCAUGGCAUUGGACAAAACACCAUGGCCCGCCUAUCUCAGGCAUCGCUCAGAUCGCCCAUCGGACCUUCGAUCUUGUAUCGACUUCGUUCCCAAUCGAGACAAUUGCCGUGUCACAUCAUUCGAAUGUCCCCGGCUCGUUACAGGUCAUGAAUGGACGAAUGGACGUGGUCCGAAACACCUUCAGCCUCACUGGACUCGCCGACACGGCCCGGAACUUCUCUCUACGCCCGAAUCUCAACCGACCACGGACGAGUGUGUUUCUAGCACAGCAGCGCUGACAUGUCUCUGCUGCGUGCUACAGGAUCAGCUAGGCCGUACUUGUGAUGAAGCCUCUUCCUUGACGAGAAUUUUGUGUGCCGACGACCCUCAUAUGACUGGCGACGCGGCUCAUCCGCAAGUCUCAUACUCCGACAACACCGGAUCUCAUCAUCCGUCGGAGCUGCGCAACGCGACAUGCCAGCACUACUGUUCUUUCUCUGCAAUUCUGCUUUGCCUUCACUUACGCGAAUUCGCGGGAAACACGCGCUCGCGCUCGCGCUCCUUCUCCAGCGACCCGCUCCACUUCCAUUUCAAGCCCGAUGACCUCGACAUCACGACACCAACAGACAUUUGGACGAGUCCAGCGCACACCACCAUCGCCACCACCGUCGCCACCACCAUCGCCACCACCGUCGCCACCACCGUCGCCACCACCGUCGCCACCACCGUCGCCACCACCGUCGCCAACAUGGCCAACUUCUGGCACUUGCCGCGAAGCAUUCGCGACAGGAUCUACCGACUUCACCUAAUCGAAGAGGACAACAUCACUCCCGUGAGAUACAACCAAUUAAGCGUACCUGAUGGCUACCCACACAGAGUGCCCGCUCUGCUUCAAGUCUCCAAGAGACUGGACAGAGAGGCCGCGCCCAUCUUCUUUGGCGAAAACGUGUUCGAUGUACCGAGUACCUACAUCGGACAGCUGACCAGCAACAUGUGGCCACGCCAUGCCCGGCUGAUUGCCAGGCUCACCUUCGAUUGGAGCCCCAGUGCGACAGACGUGACUCGUAAUCUUGGUCCACUUCGUCAGAUGAGAGCACUGCAGGAGCUGAAUAUCAAGGUCGAUGAACGCGAAAUGGUGAGGAAGUCGGUUUGGAGCCGCGACAAAAAGAUUCGGCGGCGAUACCCUGGUCUAAGCGGCGAGCAAUUAACGCCCCAAGAAUGCUUAACGCUCUUACAAUAUCCUGGUAUCACAGCCUUGCUCCGUCUGUCCAACAUCUCCGCUGUUACAUUCUUGAAGCGAAACUCCGGGAAUGGACGCGAAGUAGGCGGCCCACUUCCGGGUGGUGUCCUCCUUACACGUGUGCUGCCGAGCAUCACUGCGGCGCCUCCUGUCGAGUCGAAAGUGACGAAGCAAAAGAAGAGCAAAGCCGAUAAAGGCAUCAAGAGGCCAAAGCAGGCGCACUUCGACUUUCUUGGUCUGCCACCAGAGCUGCGUAACCGGGUCUACGAUUUACUACUGCACGUACCUGGACCAGUGCAUCCUUCGAAGAAACCUCCGACCUCCGCUCCAAAGAGAAUCAGAGAUGGCGAGCAGCAAGUUGCACCAACCUCAGCGCUGACCAUCUUGGUGGCGUGCAAGCAAAUCUACAACGAAGCCGUGGGUAUCUUCUACGCAAACACCCCGUUCGUCUUCUACUAUCCGACCCAAGUGACUGCAUUCAUUCUGACCCUUGGUCCCGAACGUCUAUCUUCCAUCGGAGACGUAACCAUCGAGUAUGAUGCGAACGUUAGCGGAGGGGUUGCUUUUGUUGAUCUUGCCUUCCUCGCUCUAAAGAAGCUGCCAAGACUGCGCAGACUGCGGGUCGUCAUGCAGGACCAACUCUACCAGAAGAUGAAACGAUUGCAUUGGUCAUUGGGUGCUACAUGGAAUCUUGAGAAAGCCAAUCCAGGACUCAUGCCGGGUUUUGCUACGCUUUUCGAACUCCGUGGCGUCACCGACAUCCUGAUUCAAGAUCUUGAGCUCGAGGAACAGCACAAUAAGAUCGUCGACGACAGCGAGUAUCCAGAUUUUCCGGGCGACCAUCGAAGCCAAAGCAUCGCUACACUUUACAAGGCGUUCAAGCACUUCAACUCCGCUCUCCAGGAUGCGCAGAAAGGCAAAGUGAACAAAGCCCUUCUCGAAGACAACCAGUGGCAGCUGUUGGACGAGUUCCCGGUUCUAGAAGUUAUAGAAGAGACUGCGACUGAGGCAGAGGAGAUCCAGGAACCUUCGUCCGAGGAGCAUGUGCCUGUGGAAGACACUGCACGAGAGGAAUUUGCCGAAUCAGUGCUGGCAGAGAUGCUUCCUGAAGCGCCAGCUCGACUUCGGAGAAGUGCCAGGAUUGCGUCAAAGAAGCUGAAUGACAGCGAAGUUACCUCACAGGAAGACCUUGAAGACGAAGAAGAGCCAGAGGAGGAAGAUGUAUCCCAAGCAGGCGUGUUCAUUGACAGUGACAUUAGCGAGGAGAUUGUUGUGGCCCCGUUCCGUACAGUUCGUGGUCCAGCGAGGGAGAGCAUUUCGAUCGCGCGCCUGCACUUUACACUAGAUGCCCAUCAUCAACUAACGCUCCUGCCAAAACUUCUGCUCCACUCAACUCAAAAACGCAAAAAUCCAGAAUCCAGAAUCCAAACUCCCAACUCCUUCCCUGAAAACUCAUUUCAAGACUAA
Pseudocercospora fijiensis CIRAD86 is the source of this 3006-nucleotide messenger RNA. RefSeq lists its product as uncharacterized. Bases 1 to 3006 code for a protein of 1001 amino acids. Lineage: Eukaryota; Fungi; Ascomycota; Dothideomycetes; Mycosphaerellales; Mycosphaerellaceae. The transcript has 10 exons. The record is from RefSeq and is a predicted model, not a curated record.